Molecule: messenger RNA, 1678 nt
Organism: Anopheles arabiensis
Lineage: Eukaryota; Metazoa; Arthropoda; Insecta; Diptera; Culicidae
Exons: 5
Coding region: 397-1221 (274 amino acids)
Source: RefSeq, a predicted model, not a curated record
GCAGUGCUUGCUUACUCAUCUCCACUAAACACGGCCCACUUCCUGCGGGCGGAGCAGAUUGACUCGUGUGCGUGGCGAUGUUUAUUGAGCCGGUACGCAGAUACACCGGCCGUCCGUCGGUGCUUUGUGAUGUGAUUUAUGCUAAACGUUGCAAGUAGCCCGCUUAAACCGCUUGGAAUACCAUUAAAAAGAAAGAGAUAUCCUUAAAAAAUGGACACUUCAAAGUGAGACUGCGAGGGUGUAGUGCAGAAGGAAUUGCGGAAAAGUAAAAGGACUGUUUGGCUGGCCGUGCAAGAUAAAAGACCGAGUGUUUCGUUGUGGAUACACACGCAAAAAAGUAUUCAUGUGCAAAUAGUGUAGCGCGUGUGAGUGAGGGUGUGUUUUUUUCGUUCAACCAUGAACACGAGCACGUGGUACGGUUUAAGGAUGAUGGGCUUUAAAAUUUGGAUAUUCGGUGUAUUUAUGCUGACGGUGAUGUGUCGUUGUGCGACUGCUCAAACGCUGUCAGCCCCACUGCCCGAGCCGGUCUGUGGCCAGAUCUCGCAAAUGCUGGACAGCUGCUUCCGCAACUCCUCCCCAACGAUUGCCGUCGAGCUGCUGUACUCGGUCAAGAUACCGGACACGGUGGAAGAAAUUAGCGACCGGUGUCUACUGUUCAACCGGGGCAUGGAAUGCGUUCAGCACUAUCUGAACGUGUGCGUCGACCAGCAGGAGCGCAAAAUCAUCGAAAAUGAGGUGUACGGAGCGAAACGAUUGUACGAGUUCCUGUGCGGGGACCGCUCGUUUCAGCAGGAGUUUCUGCGGCAUCGAGAAUGCUUUCAGCACGUCCAUCGCGACUGGGACGCGUGUUCUGGCAAGUUUAUCAGCAUUCUCAAGGAGGAAAUGUCCAAAACGACCAAACAAUCGAUGAAUCUCCAGUACAUGCACUUUUGCUGCGCCCGGUACGGGUAUGAAAAGUGUGUCUACAACAGUGCCCGCUACAAGUGCCGGAAUGAUUCGGCCCUUUUCCUGCGUACCGUCGCGAAGCUGCUGUCCACCGACAGACACUUCCUGAACUGUGAUAAGAUCGAGCACGCGGUCUGCUCGGGUGGGACGGUGCGGUUGGCGUGCUGGAAGCUCACCGCACUAGUGCUGGUAGUGGUGUGGAUGAUUUCCGUGUCCGUUUUUGACUGGCGAUCCUUCGGCCCAGUUGCCAACCGCCUCCAGUUGGGUAUGGUUUAGGUGGGUAUUAGCAUCGGUUAGCAUGCAGGCCGCUGGCCCAUAUAGAUUGUAAGUGAUGCUUGUAGGUAUAACAAUUGGUGGUUUCAGUUACUGGCUAGGCUUGCGGACACAUUGUGCACCGUACAACGUUGUAUAAACAUAUAUAAAGAGCCUAUAAAAUCCACUACAUUCUUGUCACAACUCGUAGGUUAUUUAAAUCAUGUUGAACAGCUACACGUUGUAUAGGGGUUUUAUAAAUGCACAACAGUGGGCAGGAAAGUGGACGUCCCCAUUGGGACAUGUACAUCGUUUGAGCGAGUGUGUUUUAAAUUGGGCAUAAACUGUGUAGUUUGUAAGCGUGCGCACGUGUAGGGAAACAGGCAUGUUGUGAUACAAAUUGCAUUCUGUUCGUUGCACUCUUGAAUACGAAUACGAGAUUCGUUUGCAAAUUUUAAAUAAAUAUAUGUCAUUAAAUGGA